This is a messenger RNA of Miscanthus lutarioriparius, 495 nucleotides long. The record is from the annotation of a GenBank genome assembly. NCBI's taxonomy places the organism in Eukaryota, Viridiplantae, Streptophyta, Magnoliopsida, Poales, Poaceae.
AUGGCCGCCGCCGCCGCCGCCUCCAACUCGGUGGCUCCGUCCGGCCCCGUCCCGUUCAACGACGUCGACGAUGGCACGGUCCCGGAGCACACUCCCAAGGAGGAGUUCGGCGACCUCGUGGCCUCCCUGCCGCGCAGGGAGCAGUCCAUCCUGGAGCUGCGCCUGUACCAGGGCUUCUGGCUGCCGGAGCACUGGGUGCCGGGGACCAUCGUGUUCCAGCGCCGCUUCUCGCCGCGCCCCGACGACGUGAUCCUGGCCAGCUACCCCAAGUGUGGCACCACGUGGCUGAAGGCGCUGGCCUUCGCCACGGCGGCGCGUACGGCGUACCCGCCGGCCAGCGCGGGGCACCCGCUCCGCCGGCUCAACCCGCACGACUGCGUCCCGUUCAUCGACGACAUCUUCGCCACCGGGGAGGACGCGAAGCUCGACGCGCUCCCGUCGCCGCGGCUGAUGAACACGCACCUGCCCUAUGCAGGGCCGGCCCUGAAUUUUUAG